AUGCUUCGUACAUUGCGUGUUGCCCGCCCCACCUCAGUCGCGCGCCAGUUCCGCCAGUUCUCGAGCAAGACAUCAGCCAUGGCGCCUCUGAGAAUUGGCUUCGUGCCUGAGCAUUUCUCAACCCCACUCGAAUUCGCGAAGAAGCACUAUGGCCUCGAUGCGCGCCUUCUCCCAUACCCCUCCGGCACUGGCCACAUGGUCACUGCGCUGCAAGCGGGCGAGAUUGAUAUCGGCGUCGGGCUGACAGAAGGAUGGAUCGCAGCCAUGGGUAAAGCACAAGCAGCCAAAGAAGACGCCGGUUUCCGAGCCGUCGGCACAUAUGUUGAAACACCCCUAUGCUGGGCCAUAUCUACAGGCGCGAAGAGAGAGCUCGCCGGCAUAGAGGACCUCAAAGGCAAAAAGGUGGGCGUAUCAAGAAUCGGAAGUGGCAGCUACGUGAUGAGCUUCGUGCUAGCCGACCAGCAGGGCUGGCUGGAUCCAACGUCAAGCAGCCCACCAUUCCCAGUCGAGCCUCUGAAUACUUUUGCAAACCUGCGUGAAGGCGUAAACAACAGCACAGCCGACUUCUUCAUGUGGGAGCACUUCACAUCUAAGCGCUACUAUGACAACGGCGAAAUCAAGCGCAUCGGCGAGAUCUACACGCCCUGGUCGUCGUGGAAGAUUGUCGCUGUGAAUGAUUUGUUGUAUCCGAAGAACUGGAGCUCGGCACCAAAUGCCACCAAGCCUGCGUUGAAGGAGGAGCUGGAAGAUGUGCUGGCCAAGAUCAACAAGGGCGUGAAGCACUUUGAGGAGAACCAGGAAGAAGCAGUACAGUAUAUCAGCACGAAGCUUGACUACUCCGAGGAAGAUGCACGGGAAUGGCUGAAAACUGUGCAAUUCGCGAAAGAUGUGCGAGGCGUGGAUCCGGAGGUCGUGAACAAGACUGUUAGCACGCUGCAGAAGGCUGGCGUUCUUGGUGAAGGGGUGGACAGCUCCGACAUGGUCGCACUCGAGCGAAAAUAA
This is a messenger RNA of Parastagonospora nodorum SN15, 1002 nucleotides long. RefSeq lists its product as hypothetical. Bases 1 to 1002 code for a protein of 333 amino acids. NCBI's taxonomy places the organism in Eukaryota, Fungi, Ascomycota, Dothideomycetes, Pleosporales, Phaeosphaeriaceae. The transcript is spliced from 2 exons. The record is from RefSeq and is a predicted model, not a curated record.